This is a messenger RNA of Talaromyces proteolyticus, 1133 nucleotides long. RefSeq names its product p21-C-terminal region-binding protein-domain-containing protein. Gene Ontology annotation, cellular component: nucleus. The transcript is spliced from 3 exons. Lineage: Eukaryota; Fungi; Ascomycota; Eurotiomycetes; Eurotiales; Trichocomaceae. The record is from RefSeq and is a predicted model, not a curated record. The coding region runs from base 223 to 1113 and encodes 296 amino acids.
AGGCUCGGUAGGAUCAAGUCAUGUAAUGUUCGCACAUGGUACAUGUACUGACAUCAUCCCGAUAAGUCCAUCUGCCGCCGCCCACCGCAUGCGAUAACAGAAUCAUUCCAAUCGCAGUUUAGCGCGUCGGCGAGGGGCGGCGAGCGGUCAAUUUUUCGAUGCUGUAUUACGACUCUACACGUCUUCUCAACAAGCCAAUCCAAUCUUCACAUAAAACGAACCAUGGGCAAACGCAAGAGCCUCAAGGAUGCCGACAAUGAUGUCUCCAUGUCCGGUCAGCACGGCGACGACGACAGCGGUAGCGACUCAGACACAGAUCUCGUAAACGUCGAAUUCGAAUGGUUCGAUCCCCAGCCCGAUGUUGACUUCCACGGCCUCAAGACCCUGCUGCGCCAGCUCCUCGACACAGAUGCGCAAUUGUUCGAUAUGUCUGCGCUCGCUGACCUCAUCCUCGCUCAGCCGCUGCUCGGGUCAACGGUGAAGGUGGAUGGGAAGGAGACGGACCCGUAUGCGUUUUUGUCGGUUAUUAAUCUGAAAGAACACAAGGACAAACAAGUAAUCCAAGACUUGAUAAAAUACCUCUCGCAAAAAUCAUCCUCCACGCCCGCUCUCUCUGCGCUUUCGCAGCUGCUGUCGAAAUCUGAUACCCCGGCCAUCGGCCUCAUUCUCACAGACCGCCUGAUCAACAUCCCCGUCCAAGUCAUCCCGCCCAUGUACACGAUGCUGCUUGAGGAAAUCGCCUGGGCAAUAGAAGACAAGGAGCCGUAUACCUUCACGCACUAUCUGAUCCUGUCCAAGACCUACGAUGAGGUCGAAUCGAAACUCGAUGCGGAGGAAUCCCGGCCGCAGAAGAAAAAGAAGAAGACGGCUGCUACGGGCGGGAAAUUGGAUACCAUGUUUUACUUUCAUCCGGAAGAUGAGGUGUUGGAAAAAUAUAGCUUGUGUCAUGCCACAUUUGAAUAUACGAAUAAACAAGCCGAAGGCGCGGCAGAUUCGAAGAGGGCGUUCCAGGAGUUAGGCAUCAAGCCUGCGGGCAGUCUGAUGUUGAUUGAGGCCGGCAAGUUUGAAGAGGCUGUCAAAGCGAUUACGGAAUACGUGAAUGCGCCAAUAUAGAUACCACGAAGAUAUUGAUU